Molecule: messenger RNA, 7149 nt
Organism: Paramisgurnus dabryanus
Lineage: Eukaryota; Metazoa; Chordata; Actinopteri; Cypriniformes; Cobitidae
Gene: nhsl2
Product: NHS-like 2
Biological process (GO): cell differentiation
Source: RefSeq, a predicted model, not a curated record
UUUCCGAAAAGCUGGAAUUUUUUCUUUUGCCGUCCAAGUGCAGAUGUUCAAUUCAGUCUUCACUUUAGCAAAGCAAUAGAUAAAGUGGGUUUGCUUUUGAAUGCACAAGUGUUCAGUUCUUGAAAUAUUCUGCUAGAUAGGGUUGCAGGAGUGGGUGAGGUCUCAGUCAUGGGAGUUUGGAGCCGUGAUUUGGAGAGAUAUAAUAAUAUGAACUGUAGAGCACCUCACAGCGGACAAUCAAUCACAAUACACAAAAUGCCUGCGCUGCAAGCGCAAUCCCGAGCUGGAGUCUCCACCAACACACUUCACCGUUUCGAAAACACGCACUUUUAAGGGAACUUUAAGACAACUGGCGCCAAAUUCAACACAAGGAUGCCUUUUUGCAAGAGGACUAUCGUUCCCACAGACGUGUGUAAGAGUCGCGGCGCGAUCUUCACGGAUCUGGUGGAUGUUUGUGGCUUGACUCUGUGCGCGGUCCUCCGUCAGCUGUCGGAUUUAUCCCGUCAGUCGGUGAGCAUCCUGGAGGAGCUGGAGGGAGAGCUCGCCUCCAUCUGCUACCGCUCCGGAGCGCUGGAAAAUAAACUUAUCAGUCUGCAAAAACACAUCUCGACGCUGGCCAGCAAACCUCCGUUCAGAACCACCACCAACUUGGACUCGGAGAGCAAACGAACGGUCCACUUCCAAUCGUCAUGGCAACAGCAUGUGAAUGUGUUCGGCUCGUGGAGUAGGCCGGAGUGUGUGCAGGAACUGCAUCAGGAGGCUCAGCUGAACCUACAGAGCAUACUGCAAGAUUUUGAGGAGCAGCUGUAUGAUAACAGAGUUACAGGACAGACAUUCAGACACUCUUCCUCUCCGAGCUCCGAAGACACGUCAACCACCCUCAGUCGAUCUCCUUCCUCGCUCAGCAACAAGAAGACAGAGUUUGUCUUUGUGCCUGCAAAUAAGCAGGUGUGUGAGGAUGAGACCACAACAUUAGGGGUGCGGGCGCAGGACCCGACCCCCUGCGCAUCGGAGAAGUCUCUAUUUGGCUGGAAUGCCUCAUUGAGCCCUCCUGUUGCAGAGAAACCUCGAUGGCACCUGGGCCGACAAACUCCUUGUCACCUUGUCCCAGUUGAGAUCAAAGGCCAGAGCUUUGAUAAGCACUCCGCACAGCCCAGAGAACUCCGGGCCCCCUUUAGAACUGAUUCAACGGUCAACCCAAAAACCAUUCGCCGCCCGAGGAGUGUGGUUGCAGGCCCUGAUGUCACGCUGCACUGCCAAGGUGACAGCAAAAUUCUUGCUGUGGAUCUAAUUCAAGGUGCCUGUUCCCCUGAAUCCUCUCAACCCAGAUCAUUGGAGCCCACCACUGAGAACACAGGUCAACAACAUAUUCCCCUUCGAAAGACCCAAAGUGACCUGGAGCACAGUUUCUCCUCAUCCCCGAAGACCCCAUUAGGCAUGAUGGAUCAUGCCACUCUGAUGUGUCCCAGCCCCUCCUGGAAUGGCCCAAAAGGUUCCACUUUCUCGCCAUCCUGGAAUGACUCAUACAACUAUGCCUUGGUUACUAGCCCUCCUUCCAAGCAGCCUGUAUCUAAAACUGGAAUGUUAAUGCCUGGAGUUGAAGGAGGUGGUGUAAUGUGCCCAUCUCAGACCAGUUCAGGUCUCUCUGUGAGCUCAGGGUCGCAUUCUAGUUCUUUCACCUCUAUCUCUGAACCAUAUGGACAUAGGAUGUACACAAUUGCACACGGGGGUGGUGUUGGUGUAGGAAAGCAGAAUGAUAUUGAGGGGGCAACUUCUAUUCGGGGCACAGGUAGCAGUCUGAGCAAAAGUGAGCAGGAGAAGAAAUUAGCACGAUCAUUUAGGUUUCGUGAACGUUCACUUUCAACGCCGACAGAUUCUGGGUCUUUUUGCUCAGCAGAUAACGUAUGCUCUCCAGGCGAGACAGUCCCUGUCGUUCCAGAGGGUGAAAGUUAUGCCCUGCUAUAUCCAAGCAACAGCUCGGAAGAUAGCACCAGCACUGAUAAUGUUUCUGUGACCACAGGUUCAGAUUUUCUUCCAGAUGGUCGACUGAGGUCACGUUCACGCAGUAUCUCACUAAAAAAAUCGAAGAAAAAGCCACCACCUCCAGUACGUAGUGUAUCUCUAAUGAAAAACCUGUCAGAAGCUGAAGGGAUGGUCUCCUAUCACAGAGAAGGACAUUUUAGAGAUGGCAGACCCAAAAGCCUAUUUCUCCCUCGAGAUCACAACAUUCAAGAUUCAUUCCAGCCUGACUUCUUAAUUGUCAAGCCUGAGGAAGACAUGGAUCAGGCACAUAGUAGCUUGGAGACAUCUUCUGAUAUAUCUCAGCCUCCUGAGAGGGAAGCAGAACUUGGGUUUCCUCCUCACUGGCAGCUCAAUGAGUGGAAGUCCAACAAUGAUCCUUACCGCUCACUAUCAGGUUCAAGCACAGCCACAGGUACCACAGUGAUUGAGUGCAUGAAGGUGCGGGGCAGCUCAGAGUCCCUAAAUUCACCCUCAACCUCACGAGCAACCUCUCCUUCCCAGCUAUCUAUUGAAGCUGAGACCAAGCCCUCCCCCUUCAGGCCUCCAUGCCUCAUGUCCCCAUCCAGUGGCUACUCGAGCCAGUCUGAAACUCCAACCCCAACCAUAUCAAGCACCCUCAUGACUGGACCUUCUCCAGCUGGCUGUAAAAUGCGGCCAAAGAUUCCAGAGCGGAAAUCUUCCCUCCCAGUGAAGGAGAAAUCUCGCUCACGUCUUUCGUUUGAACUGCCUGCAAACUCUCAGCUGGACCUGUCCUCUGUUAAACCUAAGUCUAAAGCCAGCCGACGCCACUCUGACACAUCUACGGCCAACAAACCAGGUAAAGUGAGCCCCAGUCAGUCAUCUCUGCCUAUGGUUACCACAACAGACUUGCGAAGUAUACGACUUCGUUCAGUAAGCCGCUCAGAACUUGAGGACAGUCCUGAUGGCUCUUCUGACGUUAUAGAAGAAGAGCAGAUUCGAGACAUCAGCCCACCUAUAACCCCCUCAAACACAAAACUGUCAAAGCCACCAGUUGCAAUCAAGCCACCUCUACCUAAAAGACCCAUGAAUUUGAUGCUUAAAUCUCCAUCAUCCUCCCCUUUGACACCUGAGUCUCCUCCAUCUUCCCCUGUGGACCGACCAAUGCCUGUUGGUAACAUCUAUAUGGUUGUAAGAAAGCCCAAACCUAAAAGACCAGCUCAGUCACCACUUAGCACAUCUGCAGUUUCCUCACAAGAGAGACUCUACAGUCAUGUACCUCCUCUCCCCGAGUUUGACCUGGAAUUUGGGAUUCCCAUUGAAGAAGAUCUUCCAUCCCCAAGCAGCCCAGAAAGAGAGGACAAAAGUAAGACCCUACCAAGCAGAAUGACAUUAUCUUGUUUAGCAGAAUUAGAGAAAAAGAAACCCAAGGUACCCCCUCCAGUGCCCAAAAAACCCAGUGUCCUCCUUUUACCAUCUCCAAGUAUUCAGCCAAAUGGAAAUUCAGAGAGGCAAACUCUGCUUUCAGACAGUGUCUCCCAGUCACCCGUAGGUCCUCCGCCAUCUGAGAUUGAGGAAGAUUCUUAUAAAGUUGAAGACGAAGACCAUCCUGAAACACAAAAAAUACACAGAAACCAUGAGGAUCUUGAAAGUUAUGAGACCCCUGAAGAUCUAGAGCAUGAUGUGGUUGUUGAAGAGGACAGUUCAAAAGAUUCAGGUUCUCAUCAAAUUAUGGACUACAAGAUACUUUCAGCAGAGACAGAAACAGAAUCUCACACAGACACCGAAAUAUCCGAAGAGAUCGAUUCUGCAGUUGACAAGAGCGAACUGCACAUUAGUGAAGAAACAGAUGAUGAUGUAUUUGUUCACACUCCAACAACUCAUACCACUGAGGACCUCUUCACCAUAAUACACAGGUCAAAGAGGAAAGUUCUUGGUCGCAAGGAACCGACCGACUCUUUCGGAAGCAGACAGUGUUUGGUCUCACCUGUUAAAAGCAGUAGCACAGACCACCGAACUCUGGGCACUGGGACUACUCCUCGGUCAAGCUCACGGAAUGAAAACUUCAUGGCUCUUCUCCAGAAGAGAAGCAGUAAGGCCAGCAGUGGCACCCGAGUCUCAGCCAUGGAGUUGCUAAAGAGCACAAACCCACUGGCACGACGAGUCACCGAGUUCUCGCAGUCACAACCAGAUGCGAGCACAACAAAUGCACCCAAACCAGCUCCACAGGACCAGUGAACCACAUGCUGGAUAUUCAAGGGCUGGCUCCACUGCCCAUCUAAAUGGUUUAAUAUACAAAGACCUCAAGCUGUUGGAAACGGACAGGGUUUGGAAUGUUGCUUUAAAAAGAAGCGGACUGUAUCGAUGAUGUACAACGAUUGUGGAGGAUAAUCAGCAUUAAAGAAAACUGAGCCCACCAUGAUACAAAAUUCUGGCUUAGAUGGAUAGAUCUGCUGUUCUUGGAAGUUUUAAUGCGAUAAGGAAACUCCUGAAUGGAAACGGACUUCAAGAAUUGUUUAAGGAGCUUAUGUGUUUUUGGCUCUGCCAAAGUUUGCUCUGCAAGGAUUGCGGUGGUGGACAAGAAAGUGUCUUAAAUGUGUAGGAUACCCGUAAUUGUGUUUCAGAAGACUGCACACAGAAAAAAGGAGUGUAUGACUAGAGUCAAAAACAUUCCACAAAAGUUGUAAGCAAAGUCUGGUACCCCUAAAAAUGAAGCACUUUCACCAGUACAAAAACUAGUUUACAAGAUAAAAAAGCUAUAUUUGUUAUUUUUCUUUCUGCGUUACAUUUUUUCAAAAGAUACGAAAGGCCAUAUAAAUGUUUAUUUAAUCUGUACAAAAUUAUAUACAGAAUAUACAAUAUAUAAAUAAAUAAAUUUAAAUACACUUUAUAUAUAAAACAGCUUAAUCAAGGACAUUAAAUACAUCCAUUUGUGACUAUUCUUUGGGAACUGCCUAUUAUUUUAUAAGCUCACGGCACAUUGAAGUGGUCCUGCAUUAUCAUGCAAUACAUAUGAACCAAUCUCUACACAAUAGAUCUUCCCACACUGCCAAAAGUGUACACACAUAGCACCUAUCUAUACCACAAAACCAUUUGUUGAGAAAAUGUGGACAGUAUGAAAAGAAGGAAUAGCACAGGAAGUAGGAAUCUGGAAAACCACAAACUGUAUGUUAAGCUUCAAAAAAGAGGACAGUAAAUGUCACAACUGGCUCAUUGGUCCAAUCUCUCAGGGGUUUCUUUGUAUCUCAGGAAACCCACCAUGGCUAUUGGUUUAAAGGGUUAUAAUCUCUUUAUAGAGGUUUACUUCUACAACACACAAAGCAUUAGGAAGGAGGACUACAGAUGAUGGUACAAGAAGUCAUGAUUUAAAAUUCUUUCUUUCCUCCACAUAUUUCUUCUCAAAAGCUCUAAUCCCAUUCCAGUCCCAGAUGAUCUUACAUCUUCUAACCCAUGUAAAGCUUCUCACUGUAUCUUUAUUUCAGACUAUGCAUCAAAGCCCCAACACACCUGCUCAUCUGACAGCGCUGGCUGUGAACGUCUAUGAAUGUUAGGAAAAGUGGAAGGCAAACUGGAACAGUUUUCAAUAUCAACCCAAAAAAAUUAAUUUUUAAUGGUUGCCCGCCAUGUCACUGCAAGGCUGAAUUGUAGAUCGACAUUUGAGUGCACAAAGACUUUGCAGACUUUGAUCAAAUGUGAUAAUUUACUGAAGGACGUAAGCAGGUCAUCCGUGCUAACUUCAUUUGUCAUCCCUCAUUGUGGGAUUUUUGGAGACUAUCAGACAGCUGCACUCAAAGACAGCUUCUUACCAUUCCAGAUGAAGCUCCCCUUCCUAACGUGACUGUUCCUCUGGCUCCCAAUCAGACGAUGGACAGAAACUGGUGCUAUUGAGCCGGAGCGCCCUCAGCAGUCCAGGAGAGGAAGUGCUUGGCAAAAAUCUGUUCUGACUCGUGAACAUUUGCAAAACUGAGUCUUAAUAUAUAUUUACCUUCUCAGACUGGUCAUACAUGUAUUCCGACUGUACGAAAAGGUGUAAAAUGAAAAAAGAGGAGGAAUACCACAACAUUUAAAAGUGUGUGACAUUUGUUUUAAAUAUUUAGUGAAUGAAAAAAUGAGUGUUUAUUUGCCUUGUACUCUGGCGUGAAGCCUCUGUGUUUUUAAAUGCCUUGGUAUUGCACUUCCGUAGAGGUAUGCAGAGUUUCUUUUACUCUUUUUAGGAUUUACUACUAUAGUAUUUAUCACUACUCUUGUGUACUCUGUGCUUAAUCCUAUCAAUGUCAGCAGUACUCUCACAGGUACAAACAAAAGAGAGACCGGAGGGGGGAUAUGGUAGUAUUUGGGCAAAACAAAAUAGAGAACACAAGAGAUGUACGACUGUUAGAAGCCUUGUGCAUCAAUAAUGUAAAUCCCAGAGAGGGAACAUACAGUAUUUCCAGCUUCUACACAGAUGAAUGCAGCAUCCUUUAGAAGGAUGAACUUAUAAUCCUAUUAGUAGCAUUUGACACAGUGACCUGAAAAGAAAAGGUAUUCACCAAGCGUGGACAUUUUUGUUUACAGUUCUUCCACCUUGUGCAAGCCAUUUUAUGCUCGAUUCUUCUUUUUUUUAUCAAGCUUAUUGGGUUUCAUUCUAAAGCCAAUUUUGGUUCACAGAGCAGGGCCAAAUCUGCUCUACAACAAUAAAAAUGUGCCAAUUUAGAAGGAAAAAAAAUAUUUUAACAAGCACUGUGCGCAACCUAGUUGUUUCUGAGCCUUGAACAAGAUUUACAAUGAUUGUGUUGUGGUAAAUGGGAACCAACGACUUUAAAUCAGUUCCUGACAUCACAAGUUGAGCAAACUUUAGCAUUUAGAAAUGAGAUGGAGUAUAAUAAAGUAUAAUAGUAUUUCAGUGCACAAAGGCUCUCUACUGAUUGCCAACACAGCUUUACAAAUGUUAAGAUUGCCCUUAUUCAUUGGGAAUAAAUGAAAGACAGGGUGGAAAGGCAAGAAAAUUAUGAGAAUUAUAUUUUUGUUAUUUUAUCCUUGGAAAGACAUAUUUUAAAAUCUGCAUAUUAUAGACCUCACCCUCAAGUGGAAAUUAUAAGAUUGGUGUGAGAUCUUUAAAUCCGUUGCAGUAUGUCUUGCCUAUGUGGUAAAAAGUAUAUCAUUAAAAUAAAUUAUUUUUCUUGCAUAACA